CCCAAAAACGAAUCGUGCGUCAAAGUUAUUACAGAAUCAGACCUUGUAGGAGGUGGUCGUGAUCUGUAAUUUUUUUAUUCUUCCUUUUCUUACGCGUUUCAUGCAAAUCCAGCCAAUUUCUGCUCCAAUCCUUUUUUUUUUUUUUUGCUAUGCAAACGAAGCAUUUUGUUUAAUUCUUCUUAUCAUUUUCGGUUAAAAAAAAAAAAAAAAAACUGUGUGAGAGAGAGAGAGAGAGGGAGAGAGAAGGCACUGAUUUGAACAAACUAUGGGCAUGAAGAUUUUGAAGAGAAAAUAAUUUGAAAAAGAAAAAAAGAAGAAAGAAAAAAAGUGACAAAGAAAUUGAAAAGGUAGAGCAAGAGAGAGAGAGAGAGAGAGAGAGAGAGGAGGAGAGGGGAAGGGGAAGGAGAGAGAAUGUCGGAUUCAGAUGAUGAAAAUUUGAUUCCUCCAUCCCAACAACAAGAUUCUUCUGAUUCCGAGACCACACCGCCUUCUUCUGAAGAUUCUUCUGGUUCUCCUCCUCCGCCUGAGGACACUGCAGAUCAAUCUUCAUUAUCUUCUUCUUCUCCUCCACCUGAUUCUUCUUCUUCUUCGCCUGCUCCACCCGACAACGAGUCGUCCUCUUCUUCUUCGCCACCUCCACCUGUAGAUGAAAAUGCCUCCUCCUCUCCGCCACCUCCAUCGAAGUCGGGCUCUCCAUCGAAGUUAGCCUCUCCACCUCCAUCAGCAGGCUCACCACCACCACCACCACCACCUGAAACUACCACUUCUUCACCACCACCACCACCAAUUCUAUCUCCACCACUUACGUCUCCACCGCCCAAAUCAUCAUCAUCAUCAUCAGCUUCUCCUCCUCCACCUUCUCCUACGCCAUCCACCACACCGCCGCCAUCAUCAACUUCUCCUCCUCCUCCAAUAUUAACAACAACGUCCGUUAAUCCUGAGAAUCCUCCGCCGCCAUUUCAGCCUCCGCCUCCGCCUCUAGACCCCACAGCCCCACCAACCACCCCUGUUUCUCCUCCGGCAGUUCCUGCGGCAACACCUCCGGCCACCGUCACACCCUCUCCGCCUAUCGAGCUCUCCCCUCCAAGCUCGGGUGCCGCUGCUGCUGCUACUCGUUCUCCUCCUCCAUCCAAUCACACACCAACAAGCUCCUCCAAUCCAACCAACUCCCUUUCCAAAACAGAUUCAUCAUCAAAAUCAUCAUCAGGUUCAGGUGGUUCGAGUUCCAACACCGGUGCUAUCGUUGGUGGAACUGUAGCUGGAAUCGUCGUCAUUGCCUUGAUAGCCGCCAUUUUCUUGACCACCAGAAGGAAGAAAAGAAAAGGAAAUAAGGAAGUCUAUACGACAGGCCAUUAUGCUCCACCCGGUAACUUUUCAAUGGAAUCAGAUAAUCAUGGAUAUUAUAGUGGACAGCAUCCGCAGCAGCAGCAGCAGCAACAAUUCAGUUACGCUUAUUCUGGUCCGGCAGAUCAAACCCAUUUUGCAUCACAAGUGCUUCCACCGCCGGCACAUUCUUCAAUUGGAAUCGGCUAUGGAAGUCAGAGAGGGAAUGGUUACUACCACGGUGGAGGUGGACAUGAGUCAGAUGUCAUAAGUGGUACUUGUUCCCAUUUCACCUAUGAAGAGUUGAUGGAGAUAACACAUGGAUUCGAUAGGAAAAACAUCAUCGGCGAAGGCGGAUUUGGAAGUGUCUAUAAAGGUUGGCUACCAGAUGGGAAAGUGGUUGCUGUGAAGCAGCUCAAGGCUGGUAGUGGACAGGGUGAGAGGGAAUUCAGGGCUGAAGUGGAGAUUAUAAGCAGAGUACAUCAUAGACAUUUGGUCUCUUUGGUUGGAUAUUGUAUCUCUGACCAACAGAGAUUGCUAAUCUAUGAAUUUCUUCCCAAUAAAACUUUAGAGCAUCAUCUGCAUAACGAUCGAUUGCCAGUUUUGGAAUGGACAAAAAGGUUAAAGAUUGCUUUAGGGUCUGCAAAGGGUUUGGCAUAUUUACAUGAGGACUGCCAUCCAAAAAUUAUUCACAGAGACAUUAAAACGUCAAACAUUCUGUUGGAUGAUGCUUUUGAGGCUCAGGUCUCAGAUUUUGGACUUGCCAAACUAUCAAACGACACUAAUACUCAUGUAUCAACACGAGUUAUGGGGACAUUUGGGUACAUGGCACCAGAGUAUGCAACAAGUGGAAAACUAACAGACAGAUCAGAUGUAUUCUCAUUUGGAGUAGUGCUACUAGAGCUUAUAACUGGGCGCAAACCAGUCGACCCUACUCAGCCGUUGGGGGAUGAAAGUUUGGUUGAAUGGGCUCGUCCACACCUUCUUCAUGCACUUGAAACUGGUGAUCUGAGUGAAUUAGUGGAUCCACGGUUGGGAAAGCAAUAUGUGCAGAGUGAAAUGUUCAGGAUGGUUGAGGCUGCUGCUGCAUGUGUUCGUCAUUCAGCUCCCAAACGGCCUCGAAUGGUUCAGGUGGUAAGAGCAUUGGAUUGUGAAGGAGAAGCUUCUGAUCUAUCUAAUGGGGUGAAAUAUGGGCAAAGCACAGUGUAUGACUCUGGGCAGUACAGUGAAGACAUUAUGAGAUUCAGGAGAAUGGCACUGGGCAGCAUAGAGAGCUUGGAAUAUGACAUGUACAGUGGAGAAUUCAACUCUACAGUAAUAUCUGGUCCACAAAACGAAUGGAAGAUUGAUUCCAGUGGUGAAUCAGAAACUCUAUCCUUUACCGGAGGCAAUGGUGAACGGAGAAUCAGCAAUUCCCAAAGCAAUGUUGGCAGCCGCCGGCUCUAAAGAUAUUGUGAACCAUUUGACAUGUCCAUACUAUUGUAUUUCUUUCUUCAAAUUGUUUUUGCCAACAUUGCACCAGAGAAAAGAACAUAUCUGCAAGAACUGCCUUUGCUGUGCUAAACUGAAAUAUUAAAUUGUAUAAAGAUUUUUUCUUCUC
Messenger RNA from Ziziphus jujuba (common jujube), 2923 nucleotides. RefSeq names its product proline-rich receptor-like protein kinase PERK13. The transcript is spliced from 8 exons. Gene Ontology annotation, biological process: protein phosphorylation. The coding region runs from base 412 to 2769 and encodes 785 amino acids. Lineage: Eukaryota; Viridiplantae; Streptophyta; Magnoliopsida; Rosales; Rhamnaceae. Gene Ontology annotation, molecular function: protein kinase activity; ATP binding. The record is from RefSeq and is a predicted model, not a curated record.